Messenger RNA from Medioppia subpectinata, 660 nucleotides. NCBI's taxonomy places the organism in Eukaryota, Metazoa, Arthropoda, Arachnida, Sarcoptiformes, Oppiidae. The record is from the annotation of a GenBank genome assembly.
AUGUCUUCAGCACCGGUACCUACUCUGGGCUAUUGGGAGUGUAGAGGUAUGGGUCAGCCCAUACGCUCACUACUGGCCUACGCGGGCGUCAACUAUACGGACAAACGCUAUAAAUUCAGUGUCAGUGAGAUCUGGGAGUCGGAUAAGACGGACACAUUGGGACUGGACUUCCCUAAACUUCCCUAUUAUAUCGAUGGGGACCUAAAACUGAGUCAAUCGAUGUCUAUAUUGAGAUAUUUGGGCCGAAAGUAUGCACUCGUGGCCACUGAUGACCGCCAGCGGGCCCUACAAGACAUGUGCGAACAACAGGUCAUAGAUAUGGCCCAGAGUUUUGUUAAAACAAUAGUAUUUGCCGCCGAUUAUAAGGCAAAAACCUCCGAUUACUUGAGCUCUACUCUUAAGCCACAGUUGGAUCUAUUGGUGAAGUUCUUGGCCGACAAACAAUGGCUAAUCGGCGGACAGUUGUCUUACGUAGACUUCAUUGCUUAUGAAGUGAUGGAUUGGUUGAGACGAUUCACACCCGAGACUAUCGGCAAAUACGCGACUAUUGGCCAGUAUUUGGAUCGCUUUGAAGCGUUGCCGGCUAUUAAUGCUUAUCAAAACUCUGUCCAAUAUAAACCUGGUCCAAUUAUGGGUCAUGGUGAUGGUUGGAAUUUGUAA